UUGUUAGCGUACUGGUCUUCUUGUACGCGCUUUAAUGGAGGAAGCAAUUACUAUUUAAAAUCUUACACUUAUCAAAACCCAACUUAUCAAUUUCUUCUCUCGUGAAAUCCAGGCUUACCCUUUUUUCUCGAUUGUUGAAUACUAAUGGAGGCGACCAAGUAUCUCUUCUCCACUGUCGUUUUGGGCGUUGGGAUGCACUGUGAGGCCUGCGCUUCAGAAAUUAAGGUUUAUGCUCGAGGCCUCGAAGGUGUAAAGAAAGUGAAGGUAGACAUAGAUUCGAACCAGUUGACAGUCUUAGGUGAGGUGGAUCCUUUGCAGAUUCAAGAAGAGCUUCGCCGCAAGUUCAAGAAGAAAGUCGACAUGGUCUCCUCUUAUCCCAAGAAAGGUGAUAAUGGCACCACCUCUGACAAGAACAAAGAUGACAAGAAAUCUAAUGAGGAAAAGCCGGACAUUGAUAAGAAACAACCGAAAGAGGCUUUGGAGACAACAAUAGUAGUAGUUCUCAAGCUGGGACAUUACUGCCAGGGAUGUAGCUCGAAGAUUCGAAAUAUAGUCUGGGACACAAAUGGUGUGCAAGAGAUGGUACCAGAUGAAGAGAAGGAAAUGAUAACAGUCAAAGGGAACAUGGAUGCAAAGGUUUUGUUGGAGAAUCUGAAGGAGAGAUUGAAUGGUCCUGUUGAGAUCUUGUCGGUUAACAAAGAGAAAUACAGCAAUGGCAGUGAUAAAGAAAGCGAGAAUGGCAAUGAUGAUAAAAAGAGGAAGAAAGAAAGUGCACAAGAGAAUAGGAGUGAUGAUACUGAAAUGGAAAGGAGCAUAAUGGAGUUGAAACCAGUAAAAGUUCCAGCAAUAAUGGCAGUUUUCAAGGUGCCUCUCCAUUGUGAUGGAUGCAUCAGGAGGAUUCGCAAAAUUAUCAGUAGAAUCAGAGGAGUACAGAAGGUGACAAUUAACAAGGAGGAGGAAACUGUAACUGUCAAGGCAACCACUGAUGUGAAUACAUUAACUGAGACCAUGAAGAAAAGAUUGAAGAAACUUGUAGAGGAGAGGAAGAUAGAGAUACAAAAGGGGGCAGAAGUGGUAAAAGAUACAAGCCUAUGUUCAUUUAAAACGCAAGAUCAUAAACAAGAAAGCAUACCAUCGGCACCUCUUCAAUUUUCAGAGCAACAACCAGACAUUAUUCAAAUAAUUUCUGUUCAGGAGGACCAGGACCAAAGUUUGGUUAUCUCAGCAGAUGCUCAUGCUAAAAUUGAUUCAGAAAUUGGAGACAGCUCACCCACAAUUGAAACAGCAGAGUGGGCUUUUCUACUCACGAGCUUAUUUCUAGAGGGUGUCUCAGCAUUACUAGACCAACUGGGUUAUCUCUUAGUGGGCAUGGCCCUGUCAUUUGUGGCUUUACUUCUUUCUACUAUUGAUCUGGUUAACUCAGCACGAAGAGAAGGACUUAUCAAAAUGGAAAGAUUGAGCUGUUCCCUUUGCUUUCGUAGUGAACUUUUCACGGUUGUUCAAUGUUUCGGAUUUACAAGUGCAGUCUGGCAGUGUAUUUACUCGACAAUGCAGUAUAUAUAUGCUCUUCGAAAUUUAGAUAAUCCCAUUAAAAUGACCCUUCUGCCUUUCAUCUUUCUGUUAUGUGUGCUCAUUUCCAAGUUAGUGAGGAAAAUGGAGGAGAUAAAUUGUCAAGAUAUAGAAAUGCCUAGAAUUAAGCCCCAAUCCGAUCUUAAUCACAGUGAAGAUGCACUUGCGACUGCCAUGGAAUUUAAAUCUGGGCAUUUUGGGUGCUCACAUUAUAGAAGGAGAUGCAAAAUUAGAGCACCUUGUUGCAAUGAGGACUUUUAUUGUGUGCAUUGCCAUAAUGAAGCUAAGAAUUCAGGGGAAACUAGUCCUGAUGAUCAACACUAUAUUCCAAGCCAUGAAGUGAUAAAGGUUAUUUGCUCCCUUUGUGAAGAAGAACAAGAUGUUAAGCAGAAUUGUGUUAGUUGUGGAGUUUGCAUGGGGAAGUACUUCUGUGCCAAGUGCAUAUUCUUUGACGAUGAUGUUUUAAAGAAUCAAUACCAUUGUGAUGAAUGUGGAAUUUGCAGAGAUGGAGGAAGGGAAAAUUUCUUCCAUUGUAAGAAAUGUGGUAAGUGGUUGGAAAGUGAAAAACAGACAUUUUCUUUCUGUCUCAUGAAUACUGUAAAUCACUUUUCAAGAACUUUGUGAUGUCGCCCACAGGAUCUUGCUAUCCAAAGUUAAUGGAAGAUGCACACCAGGCAACGCACCAAGAUUGAGCUGAUUUUUUGUUCAAGGUUUCUGGUGAGUGGUAUUAGCAAAUAGGUUGCUUGCUGUGUGCGGCUAUGAAUUGAACCAUGGCAGAGAUCUUCCAAAAUAGGAGCAAAUGACUCGACACAGCAAGGAUUUUAGGAAAAUGGAGUGGAUAUCUUUGUUGGGUUGGAAUUCUUUCCAGAAAUUUCUCUUUCAAAAGUGAGUCCUAGAAUUCCUAGGAUUAUCUAGUUUCAUUUUUGCAAGAUAUUACUAUUAAUUAUAGUUGGUCUACAUGGGUGGGAUGUAAAAGCAAGCAAUCAAGUAGCAGAGGGAAGCAACAAAUUAAAAGCAAGUAUAUUUAAAUUCUACCUUGUAUGGCAUGAUUAUUCUUAAAUCUUUGCAUAUAAAUGUGCUUCCACAAUCUUUAUACUCUUGAUUAUUAAAUUAUUUUUUAGUUA
Molecule: messenger RNA, 2693 nt
Organism: Hevea brasiliensis (rubber tree)
Lineage: Eukaryota; Viridiplantae; Streptophyta; Magnoliopsida; Malpighiales; Euphorbiaceae
Exons: 14
Coding region: 145-2193 (682 amino acids)
Molecular function (GO): zinc ion binding
Source: RefSeq, a predicted model, not a curated record